AGUUACAGCAUACGUCACGCAAAUGUGGCAUACGACUUUCAUUUACAGGAUGACAUGUCGCAAUUCUGUUAUUGACGUGUAAAAUUUGAUCGGUCCCAUGCACGUUCGCGGAGCUUUCUCGAGUCGAGGCUCCUCGAUACGACGGUACUCGAUCGCGCUCGCAAGGACCCGUCUCUUACCAUCCUUCCUUCGGCACUGCACAUGCCCUGUGAGUGCCUUUCGUUUCUGGUAAGAACUCUGUGGUGGAAAAAUGGGAUUAAUGUCGAAGGAGCUGGUUGAGGCUGUUCGUUUCAUUUGUACGGUAGACUUUUGGAUAAUGGCGGUACUUUGGACGUUUUCUUUGUUGGCCUCAUACUUGCAAUUCUAUAGCCAUGGUCUUUUUGGUCGAAUUGUUUCGUACCCUCGAAAUGCCGUUGUAGGAGUUCCUGUGAGACCUCUCUGCAUUAUCACUGGCGCUACAUCUGGUUUGGGGGCAGCUGCUGCUUAUGCUCUUUCAAAAGAAGGUUUCACUGUUGUCCUUGUUGGACGGUCUGCUCAUCGGUUGUCAAAGAGAGUGGCAGAGAUUUGUAGACACAAUAAGGAUGCCCAUCUUAAAGCUUUUCAAGUUGACAUAUCAUCUAUCCAAUCAAUCUUACACUUCAGAUGCUGCCUUGAGCAAUGGCUCUUGGAAUCAAAUAUGCAUGCUUCGGUCCAACUUCUGAUAAAUAAUGCUGGAAUAUUGGCAACAUCCUGCAGAAUUACAGCUGAAGGCUUUGAUGAGAUGAUGGCAACAAACUACAUGGGGGCAUUCUUUCUGACAAAGCAUCUAUUACCACUUCUCAGAAACAGCCCUGUUCCAUCUCGGGUAGUCAAUGUCACGUCUUUCACACAUCGAAGUGUACGUGGUACGAAGUUUGACAAGGAAAGUGUUACUGGGAAGAGUUCCUUUGGGAUGGAACCAUAUCCAUGUUCACGGAUAUAUGGCUAUUCGAAAUUAUGCCUUCUGCUAUUCUCAUAUGAACUUCAUUGGCGGCUUCGCUCAGAAAGCUCCUGUCAUGUUUCUAUUGUUGCUGUGGAUCCUGGAGUGGUGAAAACUAGUAUCAUGCGAGAAGUUCCCCCUUACGUUUCCUACACAGCUUUAGGAGUUUUAACUGCUAUGGGCCUUUUGGAUUCACCUGAAUGUGCGGUCAACUCAAUUCUGGAUGCAGCCCUUGCCCCUCCAGAAAUUUCCGGCGUGUAUUUCUUUGGUGGGAAGGGCCGGACUAUCAGCUCUUCUUCACUUUCAUACGACGCCAAACUCGCCAGAGAAUUGUGGGCCACUUCGUGCGAUUUGUUUCUGGAGGCACAGCUAUCUGAUAAAAGCAUUUCCAGCUCAGUACGAAGAUGAGUAUUUGAGGAAGCAAGUCUUCCUGCAAUCAUUGCCCGUCCAUGUUGAGUCCUCAAACUUCUGACAAGGCUAUGACCGCUCAAAUGAUCUGCUUUCCGUUCCAAUAUUUAGGAGCAGAUUUUUCGCUUAGUUGUUGAUAUGCCGUCGUUGAUCUGACGCAGGUGUUGACUCUGUAGUUUUUUCUUCUGUUUGACAUCUGAUAUUUUAGUCGCUUAAACUUUCAAAUGGUUCGCUAA
Rhodamnia argentea is the source of this 1602-nucleotide messenger RNA. Its product is annotated as short-chain dehydrogenase TIC 32, chloroplastic-like. Bases 251 to 1366 code for a protein of 371 amino acids. The record is from RefSeq and is a predicted model, not a curated record. The transcript has 11 exons. Lineage: Eukaryota; Viridiplantae; Streptophyta; Magnoliopsida; Myrtales; Myrtaceae.